AUUCAAAUCAAAUGAAGUCGUUGUGGCCUAAAGGAUAAGACGUCCGAUGCAUUCGUAUGUAGCGAUGCACCGGUGUUCGAAUCCCGCAGGCGGGUACCAAUUUUUCUAAUGAAAUACGUACUCAACAAAUGUUCACGAUUGACUUCCACGGUGAAGGAAUAACAUCGUGUAAUAAAAAAUCAAACCCGCAAAAUUAUAAUUUGCGUAAUCACUGGUGGUAGGACCUCUUGGGAGUCCGCACGGGUAGGUACCACCACCCCGCCUAUUUCCGCCGUGAAGCAGUAAUGCGUUUCGGUUCGAAGGGUGGGGUAGCCGUUGUAACUAUACUGAGAUCUUAGAACUUAUAUCUCGAGGUGGGUGGCGCAUUACGUUGUAGAUGUCUAUGGGCUCCAGUAACCACUUAACACCAGGUGGGCUGUGAGCUCGUCCAUCCAUCUAAGCAAUAAAAAAAAAAAAAAAAAAAAAAAAAAAAAAAAAAAAAAAAAAAAAAAAAAAAAAAAAAAAAAAAAAAAAAAAAAAAAAAAAAAAUUAAUAUGAAAUAUUACUAAACAAUUACGAGCGACUAGCGAUUUUACAAAAGUUGCGAAUAAAAAAUUAAGUAAGUACUUGCGGGGAGCUACCGGCUGGCCGCAUGAAAAAUAUAAACACAAAUACCUAUAUUAAAAUUCAGACGUACCAUAGGUAUAAAAAUGUACCUAGCGGCCAGGACAUACGGUUCAAAAUCACUAGGAAUAAUUCCGUGUCGCUUGCUCAUUUAUUUUGCGUCGAUCGGUCUGUCUCGCUCGCUCGGUUCCGUUCGUGUAUUAAGCAACAUUACACGACAAAGAAAGAAACAUGUUGGGUGAUAGUGUGAUGUUUGUUUCCUUCGCGUAAUGUGUGAUGUUGCAUUACAUCGUAGAGUAAUAUUACCCGAGUAAUAUCACUCGCAUUACUUACACAUGUCUAAUUUGCGCACUUUCACCGAUAUUAAACAGUUAAAAACCACCGUUAUUACACAUUUAACUGAAGAAACAUUAAAUAGACAAAAUUAAACAAAUCACAAUUUCAUUCCUCGCGUUCCCGCCAAAAAGUCAGUCUAUGCUGUGAUACAAUACCAUAGAUUAUACACAAUAAUACAAAAUACUACUCUAGGGUCAUACCGGACAUAACCUAACUUUUCGCUUGUGAAAUGGUAAACGUAUUUAUGUUAUUAUCGUACUAUUUACAUUAAACUAUUAAUGUAGUUACAAAUUACAUGAUCUGUUAAAUUGGUUUUUAAUAGAACACGCUGUCUAUAAAUUACGGAAACCAAAUUAUAACAAAAUGGCAGAUUCUGUUAAUAUGUCACUAGAUGAGAUAAUAAAAAAGAAUCAACAAAAUCGUGCAAGCAGAUCUAGAGGACGAGGUAUUAACCGAGGUAGAGGACCUGGACGAGGAGGUGGCAGAGGUCGCGGACGUGGUAAUAAUGGACGCGGUCGUCCCCAGUCUCGCACAGCUAAUCGAGGGUCUAGACAAGGACGUUCACAGUCACGUGGGCAGAGAGGUCGUUCUCAAUCUAGAUCACGAUCACAAUCACAGGCUAGAUCUCGCUCUCGUCAAUCUCGCCGAUCGAACUCUCGCAACAGAUCCAGGUCUCGAUCACAGCUUAGAGCUUUAACUCCGAAGGGCCGGGCAGGAUUAGAAGAUCUACAAACUGGAAUGCCUCCUUUGACAAGAAGUGGCAGAUCUUUUAGAGGUGGAGCUCAAAAAAGGUUGCAACGUGCAUAUUCUAAUCCCGAUUUAAGAGGAAAUGUUCAUAGUAGACUAGGUGUUACAACACGCAGAGGUGGCAUCAAUUUGCGCAGACCCCUCGCUAUUGCUAAACGAGGAGUUUCUAAAAGAGGAAGAGGUUUAAGCACUGGAAAUAGAUAUAGCAAUGUGGGAUUGAGAUCUGACCAAAUCUUAAAAGAACAGAGGCAGAAUAUGAUGUUAAAAAAUAACAUGAUAAGAUCACAGACAUUCACACGAUCAAGAAAUAACUCUUUCAGUUCAGCUUCACAGUUAACAGUUAGUGUGGCUAAUGAUUUUGCUCGGAAAAGACGUAACAGUGUUGGAAGCACUGGUUAUCUGAAUAGGCAAAGUUUGGCACAGCUGAAUAAUCAACUAGGAAAUUAUAAUUCAAGAAAAGGUCCAGGUAGUGUUCGAUCAAUGACGUCUAACAAAUCUAACCGAUCUGGAGGGUCCAACACAAGCUCAACGAGGUCAAGGGGUAGAGGUAGAGGCAGAGGCACUGGUCGAGGAGUCGGAAGAAAAUUUAUAAACAAGCAAAUAUUAAAUGCGAAAUUACAGAAAGAAAUAGCUGCUAUUCAGGGAAAAACAUAUGGAGGAAAUGCUACUGAAGCUCCUAGUGGUGUUAAUUUCGCUCCCACACCAGUUGCUACAGGGCAAUCACUUCAUCAACGAUUUGCUAGCACUUAAUCAAAUAACCAUGACUAUAAUAUCAUGUUUUCAGUGAGUGGACAAUGGUUGGUAGGUGACUGUGUUAAAGUACAUACACAUAUUAAAUUGACUAUUAGUGUAACAUUUUACUUUUUUUUCUAAAGUUUGGACCAUGCUUUAUAUUUUGUAUAGGUAACUACAAAAUAUAAUAGUGCAUACUAACAGGGAAGCAUUGUUUGAAAUUGUUUUUAAACUUUAGUAACUUUUUUCUUAAAUUGCAUUUUUUUCCCUCAAUUAUAUCACUGCGUGGAGUGUUAUUAUUGUAAUAAUAAAUCUUGAAACAAGUAAAGGUACAUAAGUUAACUUGAGCUAAUUUGUUAGGGCUGAGUCAGAUCGGAAUGGCAGCGUCGUGGCGAACACUUUCAGUGUGAAAUAAUUUUAAACUUCAUCUAUAUACUUAAAAGAUCAGUAUUGCUUGAAAAGCUUGAUAAGGUCGCGACACAGCCGCCGCCCGCCCGCCGGGAAGCGAACACCCGCGCGCCACGUGCGUCUUGUCGGUGAUUCUGCCCGCGGCGACACAAGGCCGCUCGCGCGUUCAUAUGUAUUUACCAAUUCCAUCAUGUUCACUCCAAACACGAGUAUCAUAGCCGAAUGAAAAAACUAAACUAGUCAAGAGGAGACUAGGCGCUUCCAGUCUGGAGGCCGCCAGCGGCGACGCCGAGGGCCGCUGCCACUCCGGUGUGACUCGGCCCUCAUGCUUUAUGAUAACACUUUGAUUUUACUAUUAUUUUUGUUAAUUAAGUAUAAAUAAAUAAAAAACGAACGAAA
This is a messenger RNA of Bombyx mori (domestic silkworm), 3225 nucleotides long. RefSeq names its product serine/arginine-rich splicing factor 4. NCBI's taxonomy places the organism in Eukaryota, Metazoa, Arthropoda, Insecta, Lepidoptera, Bombycidae. The record is from RefSeq and is a predicted model, not a curated record. The transcript has 3 exons. Bases 1303 to 2436 code for a protein of 377 amino acids.